This is a messenger RNA of Eucalyptus grandis, 1341 nucleotides long. RefSeq names its product TMV resistance protein N-like. Gene Ontology annotation, molecular function: ADP binding. The coding region runs from base 1 to 1341 and encodes 446 amino acids. The transcript is spliced from 4 exons. NCBI's taxonomy places the organism in Eukaryota, Viridiplantae, Streptophyta, Magnoliopsida, Myrtales, Myrtaceae. The record is from RefSeq and is a predicted model, not a curated record. Gene Ontology annotation, biological process: defense response; signal transduction.
AUGGAACGUCCUAGAGAAAAGUCUCUCUCCCUCAUUGGUGAAUCCUCAUCGACAUUAGGGAGGGACUACGAGGUGUUCUUGAGCUUCAGAGGGCCCGACACUCGUUUAACCAUCACUGACUCUCUCCACGCGGGCAUGAUCCAAGCUGGGAUACACGUCUUUAAAGAUGACGAAGAGCUCCGUGUUGGGGAAGAGAUCGGAGGCGAGCUUCUGAGAGCAAUCUCUAAUUCGAAAAUCUACAUGCCGAUCUUCUCUAAAGACUAUGCUUCUAGUAAAUGGUGCCUCCGCGAGCUCACGUCCAUGGUGGAGCAUAGGAAGAGAGACGAGAAAGUGAUUUUGCCCAUAUUCUACGAGGUGGAUGCAUCCGAUCUUAAGCUCAAUACCGGAUCUUAUGGUACGGCUUUACAAAAGCAUGAGAGAGAGUCUGGUGAAGACGUGGCAAAGCAAUGGAAGGAGGCCCUAAGAGAGGUCGCUGGAAUCAAGGGAUGGAACUUAAAAGAUCACGGCCAACAUAAACUUAUAGGACUUGUUCUAGAAGAAGUUCUCAAAAAGCUGAGUUAUACACAGAGAAACUGGCAUGAUGACUUGGUAGGUAUUGAUGAUCAAAUGGAAGCCGUUACGGAGUUGCUAGGCCUAGGCACUUUCGAUGUGCGAUUUAUCGUGAUUCAUGGUAUGGGCGGUAUCGGUAAAACAACCCUUGCUAAGGCUAUCUUCAAAAACAUCUCUUCACAGUUUCAAGGUUCAAGCUUUCUUUCAGAUAUUCGUGUAGACAAUAUCCAAAUGGACUUUGACCAUGCUCUUAAACUAUUUAGCAAGCACUCCUUAGAAAGCAACUCACCUCGACAUGAUUACAUCAGUAUUUCAAGUGAAAUUGCCAGAAUUUGUGGAGGACUGCCAUUGGCUCUCGAGGUCAUAGGUUCAUUACUGCACUCAAAAAGCAAGAUGACGUGGAAAGACACGUUGAAGAAGUUGAAGAAAGUGCCCAAUGAGGAUGUCCAGAAAAAGCUGUUGAUAAGUUAUGAAGAAUUAGAGUACGAGCAACGGCAAAUUUUUCUUGAUAUUGCAUGUCAUUGCAUCGGUGAAGAAAGAAUCCCUGCAUAUUACAUGUGGAAAGCUUGUGAGUUUUUUCCAAAAACUGGAUUCAGUGUCCUCAUUCAUUUAUCUUUGAUAAAAGUCAUCGAAGAUGAUAGACUAUGGAUGCACGACCAACUUAGAGAUCUUGGAAGAGAGAUUGUUCGACAAGAAUGCUUUCUAGUUCCUGGAAAACGCAGCAGGUUGUGGUGUUUGACGGAUGCCUUAAAUGUGGUUCAAAAUAACCUGGACAUUGUUGAUUUUGCAUAA